Molecule: messenger RNA, 2725 nt
Organism: Labrus mixtus (cuckoo wrasse)
Lineage: Eukaryota; Metazoa; Chordata; Actinopteri; Labriformes; Labridae
Product: acetylcholinesterase collagenic tail peptide
Exons: 17
Coding region: 447-1937 (496 amino acids)
Source: RefSeq, a predicted model, not a curated record
CGCUACUAUAGAGCACAUCAGCGCCACACAUCGUGCCAAACGACUGUAAGCAUUCUGAUUUGAAAUGUCAGAGCCAUGCCAGCUAUCCAGCACGUUGCUCUGAAGUCGAUCCAGAUUUGACAGCGGUUAAUGAACCUAUCAUUCAGAGCCGCUGAGACGGGGCUGCCACCGCUGUGUUGGCCCCACUAGUGAGCAUUUAGCACCGGGAUUUAAAAAAAAAAAAAAAAAAAGGGCCCCUCCCUCCUCAAUACUGGUGUUAUUGAUCAGCUGAGGGAAAGAAGCAGGCCAAUAAGUGGAUCAGAUUUAUUAGAUUUCCAUCUUGCCAGAAGUCAGAGGAGCUACAGUCUGCAGGGCUGCACACCGAGCAGGUCACUUCGAGGAGCGCGAGCCUGCGUGUCUACAAGUGCGGCAUCAUCUCAAGUGGAAGGGGAAGUUAAACCUGCACGAUGGAGCUGGUCAAACUUGCAGUGUCCUUGCACAUUUUUCUGUGUCCUGCGUGGGCUCUACCCCGUCACUCCUACAUGGACAGCAUCCUGUCAGCACACUCAGUUCUCGGCUUGCUGGAUGAGCCGGUGAGGUUUGACCCCUGCUGCCUCAUGUCAGCCCCUCCGCCACCACUCUUCCCUCCUCCGCCUCAGCUGUGGAAGCGGGGCAUCCCCGUAAGUCACACAUGCAUAAAUACAUCCCAUUUACACUUGUGUAAUCUCACAGUGGAUCACUUCCUUAACUUCCUAUUUUUCUUUGAAUUUAUGUUUCAAAAGGACGGUAUAAGCGUCUUAGAGCCGAGUGUUUUUGGAGAAAGAAUACCGGAAAAACAAAAACCUGAGACACCUGGGUGUUCACCUGGACCUCCAGGACCUCCAGGACCCGAGGGGCCUGAGGGUCAAAGCGGAUUACCAGGCAUUAGAGGACCAAAGGGGGAGAAGGGAGAAAUUGGACGUCCCGGGUUGAAGGGUCGUACAGGGGCUCCAGGCCUCCCAGGGAAACCAGGUCUACAAGGAUGGCCUGGUCCAGAGGGACCAAAGGGUGAAAAGGGGGAUCCAGGACUCAUGGGAUUACCAGGACUGAGGGGACCACCUGGAACAAAAGGUUUGCCUGGUUACAAAGGAGAGAAGGGGACUCGUGGAGACCCUGGAGCAGCAGGACCAAAGGGCGAUAAGGGCUCCAUUGGUUUGCCUGGGAUGCUUGGACAGAAGGGUGAACAGGGACCAAAGGGAGAGCCAGGAAACUCAGGGAAGAGAGGACCUUCUGGACGGCCUGGGAAGAGAGGCAAGCAGGGCAUGAAAGGCCACAGUGGAACACCAGGAGUUAUGGGACCCCCAGGACCCGCUGGUCCGAACGGACAUCCCGGGCCACCUGGUCCACCUGCCUCAGGUCUAUAUCUGGUGGGGGAAAAGGGAGAGAAGGGUGUUCCAGGUCCAGCAGGUCGUUGUGACUGUGAUUCUACCCAUGGUGCUAACAAUGCUCCUUUUGGAAGCUACACACAGCGGACUGGUCCUAACAAAGUCCCUGCAAUAUUUGUUGUAAACAGUGAGGAGGAGAUGGAAAAUCUGCAACUGGACAAUGCAAUAGCAUUCAGGAAAGAUCAGAAGAUGCUCUAUUUCAAAGAUAAAGAUGGAUGGAAGCCCAUUCAGCCCUUCCAGCCGUUCCAGUCCACAGAGAAAGUCCCGGACAGAGUUGGUGUGUGUGGGGAUGGAAAGGUGCAGCCUCAGCACGGAGAGGAGUGUGAUGAUGGAAACCAGAUCAUCACUGAUGCUUGUCUCGACUGUAAGUGGGCCUACUGUGGAGACGGAUACCGACAUGAAGGCAUGGAGGAGUGUGAUGGAAAGGACUUUGGUUAUCAGACCUGUAAAUCCUAUCUUCCUGGGUCCUUUGGGCAGCUCAGAUGCACAGACUCUUGCCUCAUUGAUUCCACUGGUUGCAAGUACUUCACCUGAACUGAAAAGUGGGGGAAAAAAAUGGGCAUCUCUACUUAAUUACGGGGAAUGUACUCCAGAUUUCUCCUGAAGUUUUACCCUUUAAAAGUUACCUGCUGGACUAAGAAAGAGUCCUCAAGGGAAGCUCUUGUGCCUGCUCUGAGCCAUGAAAAGUCACGGGAGUCUGCUUUGAAUGGACCCGUCUCCCUUUGAUCUUUAACUUUAGUGGACUCAGGGAGCAGCUUUAUGUAACUGUCCCUCUAUCGGCUGCAGGACUGUUACAGACACUUGUGAUGACAGGGAACCUUUAAACGAUUGUAUCAUAUUAAAUACUUACAAUGUGUAUGACUUGCUGACUGUUGAUAUAGAAAUAAGCUAUGUCCUGAUCUUAUUUUGUAAUGAGUAAGGGUAAAAGAGCCUUUUCUUAAAGAAACAAUGAUAUUGUUGAUGCUGAUUACUGUAGUAUGCAAAUCCGGGGUGUGCAAAUGUGUUUACUCCUGUGCAAGACAUGUAAAGUGCAAUGUUAUAAUAUUGCAUGAUAAUGUGUACCAGAACACAGCUAGAAACUUUAUAUUGUGCUGUAAAUGUAUAGCCUAAGUUUUCCCAAUUCAAAUGGAUGUCUAGAUAUAGCCCAGACAAAAGAUAUGUGUAAAAACUUAAACAAGAAGAAAACAACAACAAUACCCUCCAGCAGCAUGAAGAAACUGCUCAGUUAGUAAUUCAGUCAAAUAUGAUCGGUGGAUAAUCUUCCUGCAUGACUGUAAAUUUACUAAAACAUGAUACUCAAAUAAAGAUUGUAGGCCAACACA